Messenger RNA from Sclerotinia borealis F-4128, 1713 nucleotides. The record is from the annotation of a GenBank genome assembly. NCBI's taxonomy places the organism in Eukaryota, Fungi, Ascomycota, Leotiomycetes, Helotiales, Sclerotiniaceae.
AUGUCUACCUCAGGAGAAUAUGCUCAAGUCAAAGAUGACCACCCAUUUGAAAUCAAAGAGAUAAACCAAUCCGGAAAACUCAUCGCAACAUACAUACACUCACAUACCACCUCCAACGGCGAAGAAAGUGAUCGAAUUGAUGUCGACAUUGCUAAAGGUCCAUCCACAUGGGUGAUGAGUAUAGUCGGAGCAUUCAUGCCGGUCGGAUAUCCUGAUAGCGUGACAGAUGAUUAUACCGCGUAUCAGUUUUAUGAUUCCAUUCAGGCUUUUGCUAGCACAAUUGCUGGAUUGCUGGCGAGUAGAGCUGUACUUCAAGUGGACACCGAAAUUGUGGUUAGUGAUGUCAAAGGAUAUGCAAUCACCUUCAGAGUUUUUAUAGCCACAAAAACAUGUUCGACAUCUAGUCAAUCGGGAACGAGACAUUACUCGAGUACCUAUUUCUACAUUUGGCUUGGCGUACGAUCUAACCGGCUUCCAGGACUCGGCGUAGGAGAUUCCACCGCAUCUGCAACUGGUGCAGUUCUUCUCAAUGUCCUCCAAGAAUCGGCAGGUCGUAUAGCGACUAUUCUAUUCGCUCACCGACUUGGAAGUGCCCUUGAACCCGAAUGCAAAAAAUACCGUCUCAUGGCCGAUAUCUUCAAUGACGCGGCCAUGAUUCUAGAUUGCGUAUCGCCAGCCUUUCCCAAGGUACCACGCGUGAUCCUCUUGAGUGUCUCGAGUAUCUGCAAAUCUUUGUGCGGCGUUGCGGCCGGGAGCUCCAAAGCCAGUCUGAGUGCUCAUUUUGCGAAACAGGGAAAUCUCGCAGAGCUGAAUGCGAAAGAUGCAAGUCAGGAGACCCUCAUAUCCCUUCUAGGUAUGCUAGUCGGAACUUUUGUGGUCUCUAGGAUCUCCUCUCAAUUGGCUACGUGGACUGCUUUGAUUGCUCUUCUUUCAGUCCAUCUGGGAACAAACUAUCUGGCUGUACGCUCUGUAACCAUGCGUACGCUCAAUAGACAACGAGCAAAUCUAGUUAUAUCAUCUUUAAUCUCGGGUGUAAUUAAGGAAGAAGCUAGAUACGUCGGCAAACCCCAACAUCCAACCCAACAUCCAGAAAUCUCCCUUCCAUCCCCCAAAGACGUAUCACUUCAAGAACUUAUAUUCGAAAGCGACGGCGCCAUCCGCAUCCAAGGCGCCAUCCUCGCACAUUGCAAAGUCGGCGUCAGCCUCCAGGAAAUCCUCUCCUCGAUAUCCCAUCCCACUAUCUCAGGCAGCUAUCAAGAAUCCAAAUCCAAAUUCAGCCCUGGUACUUCCAUCACGAUGGAUCUAUAUAAUAUAUUCAAAAAACAGGGAUAUAUUAUGUGGUACGACCAGCGUCGAAAUACCUUCCUGGUAGCUCUAAAAGCGUACGCGCCUCCGAUUGUCCAAUUCGAUGCUUGGUUUCAUGCGGUGUGGGCUGUGACUGCGAUGGCUACUGCGACUGAGACGGCUACGGGUACGGGUAGGAAAUCGAUGAUGAAGAUGAACAGUGUAGAAGUAAGGAAUUGGAUGGAAGAAUCCCUGGGUGCGGCGUGCGCGUAUAGAGAUCGAGUGGAUAUGUAUAGCUUGCUGAGGAGUAAGGGCUGGGAUCUCGAUACGCCGGCCAUCGAAGUGUGGGCUGGGUCUAGACUUGCUAUUCCUUGGGGGAAAGGGAGUGAAGAGGAAGGGAAUGAGGAAGAGGAAAUGGAAAGGAAAUGA